Daldinia childiae is the source of this 1263-nucleotide messenger RNA. RefSeq names its product Homocitrate synthase, mitochondrial. Lineage: Eukaryota; Fungi; Ascomycota; Sordariomycetes; Xylariales; Hypoxylaceae. Gene Ontology annotation, cellular component: mitochondrion. The transcript has 15 exons. The record is from RefSeq and is a predicted model, not a curated record. Bases 1 to 1263 code for a protein of 420 amino acids. Gene Ontology annotation, molecular function: homocitrate synthase activity.
AUGUGCGAAACAAAUGGUUCUGCGGCCAGCAAUGGCACCAACGGCACCAAUGGUACAACACCUGUACGCCGGUCGAAUCCCUACCAAUCCAACCCGGGCGAGUUUUUGUCCAAUGUAGGAAAAUUCAAGAUCAUUGAGUCGACUCUUCGAGAGGGAGAACAAUUCGCCAAUGCCUACUUCGACACGCAAACUAAGAUCAACAUUGCUAAGGCUCUCGAUGCCUUCGGAGUCGACUAUAUCGAACUCACAUCCCCGGCUGCUUCUGAGCAAUCGCGCUUAGACUGCAUUGAGAUCUGCAAGUUAGGACUCAAGGCCAAAAUCCUGACUCAUGUUCGUUGCGAUAUGCGAGAUGUGCAGAUGGCUAUCGACACUGGUGUAGAUGGCCUGGAUAUCGUCAUCGGUACAUCGCAUUUCCUCCGGGAACACAGCCAUGGCAAGGACAUGGCCUUCAUCACCAAGGCUGCUUUGGAAGUCGUGCAAUAUGUCAAGGACAAGGGUAUCGAGGUUCGAUUUUCGAGCGAGGACUCUUUCCGAUCCGAUCUAGUCGAUCUGCUAUCCCUCUACAACGCCGUGGACAAGAUUGGUGUUAACCGUGUCGGUAUCGCUGAUACCGUUGGCUGCGCCAGUCCACGACAGGUCUACGAGCUCGUUCGAACAUUAAGAGGUGUAGUUUCUUGUGAUAUUGAGACUCAUUUCCAUAAUGACACAGGUUGUGCUAUUGCCAACGCUUUCUGUGCUCUUGAGGCUGGUGCAACACACGUUGACACCAGUGUGCUCGGAAUUGGUGAGCGUAAUGGCAUCACUCCUCUUGGUGGCUUCUUAGCACGCAUGGUGGUCACUAGCCCCGAUUACGUCAAGAGCAAGUACAAGCUCAACAUGAUCAAAGAGAUUGAGGAUAUGGUUGCUGAGGCAGUAGAGAUUAACACCCCCUUUAACAACCCUAUCACUGGUUUCUGUGCCUUUACCCACAAGGCCGGUAUCCAUGCCAAAGCUAUCCUAAACAACCCCUCCACAUACGAGAUUUUAAAUCCCGAAGAUUUCGGCUUGACGCGCUACGUGCACUUCGCCUCCCGGUUAACGGGAUGGAACGCCGUCAAGACUCGAGUAACACAACUCGGCCUAACUAUGACGGACGACCAGGUCAAGGAAUGUACCGCCAAGAUUAAGACGUUGGCCGAUGUGCGACCGAUAGCCAUUGAUGAUGCAGACUCAAUUAUUCGUAGCUUCCAUCUGAAUCUACAAACCGCGUCGAAUGGCAGCUGA